AUGAGGCCCGGAUUAGUAGCUAAUAAGCUACUUAGAAAAAGGUUGGGAAGUAACCGAGACGAGGAAUCCCUACUUGAAAUUCAAAGCUCAAUCCAACACUUCAUUCCCAACGAAGUCUCCAAUGAUCAAAAGGACACACACAAGUACAAAAUUUUUGUUAGCACAUGGAACGUUGGAGGCGUUGCACCGCCGGACGAUUUGAACUUGGAGGAUUGUCUAGACACAUGCAAUAACCCAUGUGACAUCUAUGUUCUUGGGUUCCAAGAGACGGUCCCAUUGAAUGCCGGGAAUGUUCUCGUCCCCGAAAAAAGUAGAAUUUCCAUGAAAUGGAAUUCCUUGAUCCGAUCUGCUCUAAACAAGAACGUGCCCCCCUCGACGAAGAAUCAAGACCUCAAGGUGGGAGAGAAACAAAAGGUUUAUCCGGUUAAGGACGGCGAUUCAGAGACAAGCAUCCCACAGGAUUUCAAAUGCGUAAUCAGUAAACAGAUGGUUGGAAUUUUCAUGUCUGUUUGGGUUCGAGGUGAUCUUCAGCGAUACAUUCAGCAUCCGAGCGUCUCGUGUAUCGGUUGUGGGAUCAUGGGUUUCUUAGGAAAUAAGGGCUCGGUGUCUAUUAGAUUUUGCUUGCAUGAAACAAGCUUCUGCUUUGUGUGUACUCAUUUGGCGUCGGGAGGGAAAGAAGGGGAUGAAAUGCAUAGAAAUUCUGAUGCUGCAGAUAUAUUAUCUAGAACAAGGUUCCCUCGUUGCCCAUCGCUUCAUUUGCCACGAAAGAUCCUUGAUCAUGAUAGGGUUAUUUGGCUCGGUGACUUGAACUACCGGAUCUCCAUGCCGGAGGACACAACUCGCUGGUUAGUGGAAAAACAGGAUUGGGACAUUAUAUUAGAAAAUGAUCAGCUAAAGGUAGAGCUCUCCGAAGGCCGUGUAUUCGAAGGUUGGAACGAGGGAAUCAUCGAAUUCGCACCUACGUACAAAUAUUAUCGCAACUCUGACAAGUAUUAUGGGUGCGAUAAAGGCAAAAAAGGCGAAAAAAGGCGUCCACCCGCAUGGUGCGACCGCAUUCUUUGGCACGGGAAAGGAUUGAAGCAGAAGCGAUACACUCGUGGCGAAUCAAGAUUGUCUGAUCAUAGGCCCGUUCGAGCAGUAUUCACCGCAGAAGUUGAAAUCAUCAAGAAUUUGAAUGCCUUCAAAAAUUUCCUCGUGUCGGAUCGAUUCAACUCCGUAGAGACUCAUCUCGACAUUUUUCCAAGCAAUGAUUGUCUAUGCAAUGGAAGAUUAAGUUUACACAUUUAAGGUUCGGUGAUACACUUGUUUUAUCGUGGUGUGAUCCUUAUAUUAGAGUGGCUUAAGAAACUUAAGGCCUAUGUAUGUAUGUAUGUGUAUGUGUAAUUUGCAGGACUAUCUACAAUGUAUAGUGAUUGCCAGUUUCCUAGUUAGAAGUAGAUUGCCAAGGGACUCCACUCUUAUUUUAUGGAGUUGAAAACCUUGUAGGUUUUAAUAGUUUAUAUUCAUGGUAGACGUAUUUUUGUAUCAAAUGUUAGAGAUUAUGAAUUUUG
Messenger RNA from Magnolia sinica, 1550 nucleotides. Its product is annotated as type IV inositol polyphosphate 5-phosphatase 9. Gene Ontology annotation, biological process: phosphatidylinositol dephosphorylation. The transcript has 7 exons. NCBI's taxonomy places the organism in Eukaryota, Viridiplantae, Streptophyta, Magnoliopsida, Magnoliales, Magnoliaceae. Gene Ontology annotation, molecular function: inositol-polyphosphate 5-phosphatase activity; phosphatidylinositol-4,5-bisphosphate 5-phosphatase activity; phosphatidylinositol-3,4,5-trisphosphate 5-phosphatase activity. The record is from RefSeq and is a predicted model, not a curated record. Bases 1 to 1287 code for a protein of 428 amino acids.